This is a messenger RNA of Daphnia magna, 1881 nucleotides long. RefSeq lists its product as uncharacterized. The record is from RefSeq and is a predicted model, not a curated record. The transcript is spliced from 12 exons. The coding region runs from base 1 to 1881 and encodes 626 amino acids. Lineage: Eukaryota; Metazoa; Arthropoda; Branchiopoda; Diplostraca; Daphniidae.
AUGGAAGAAAGAAUUGACGUAAGAGAAGAACCCGGUGACAGACAUGGCUCAGUUCAUUACGUUUCAAGUGACGAUUAUAUUUACAGUAAAGAUCGUGGAAGGAAGGAAAUGGUGUAUUUUAAAUGUCGACAUUUCGAAAGACUUUCUUGCGGUAGCAGAAUGAAAUCCGUUGACGGCGUUUUUUACAAAACUGGACGGGAGCACAAUCAUGGCCCUGAAACACAAGAAUUGCGCCGGAUUGCUGCAGUCAACGAAUGUGUUCGCUUGGCUGGAAAACGUCACGGAAGUCUGAAAAAAAUUUUCGAGGAAGUCCGUCAACGCACCAAUGUCACGUUGACUUUUGACGCUGCGCUUGAAAAGCGCAUGCAAGUUGCUCGUAUGAAAAACCAUCCACGUAUACCAGAGACAUAUGCAGAGAUGACGGAUAUUCUCACCAAAUAUUCGAAAUACGGGAAAACCAAAAAGGGUCAAAAUUUUUUCAGUGGAUGCGUCGAAGAGGAGACCGAUGGCGUUAGAUCGUUUGCUUUUAUAUUCUUGUCCUUGAACAUUAUGUCACUGCUUUCCGAGGUGACACAACUUGCUUCCGACGGCACCUUUCGUACCUCACCAAGUAUGUUUCAGCAGCUAUUCACCAUCCAUGUUACGUAUCGUGGCAAGACUUUACCUUUUGCUUACGUCCUAAUGACUCAUCGAAACCGAAAGAUCUACGACGCCUCCCUACGUCACAUUCUUGAUGAUUCCAUGGGCAGUGCAUUUCCGAACGCCAGACCGCGCGGUUGCUGGUUCCACUACGGACAAGCAAUCUUCCGGAAAACGAAAGAGUUUGGCCUUCAGCAGGAAUAUCAGAAAAAGGGGGUUGUUUACCUUAUCGUGAAGCAAUUAAUUGCGCUCGCCCUCUUACCGGAGAACGAAAUCUUCCAGGGAUUUUCGGAUAUCAAAAGAAAAUAUGCGGAUGAACUUUCCAACCAACCCCAAGUCGUCCAAGAUGCCGUCAAGUUACUCUAUGCUUACUACAUGAAUUAUUGGCUUCUUGAAGUUGAACCGGUAACAUACAGCGUCUAUCGUGACCACAAUCGAACAAACAACGCCAUCGAAUGCUGGAACCGUUGGUUCAACGAGCGCGUCCUAGUUGCUCAUCCUGGUUUCUUCGAGUUCAUGACUUUUUUGAUUGACGCCAAUGACUGCUCUGAACGAGAUUUGGAAGGACUAAGAAGGGGCUUGAGUUUAUCCCGCGAUAAAUCUGCUUCUUACCGUACAGUCGAUAGAAAGUUGAUGAAACUUUGGGAAGAGUUAGAUGACAAAACCAUAUCCCGUGUUCUUUUUCUGGAAUUGGCCUCUAAUUUCUUUGAACCUGAUCGGACAUUGCCACGUCCCACCUUUGACACCGCUAGAGCUCCGGCAAGACCAAGGAAUCGCCAAGGGCAGCAACGACUUCGAGCUGGAGCAGCACAGCCGAGGACUAAUAGAGCCAGACCAGCAGCUCCUGCUCCAGAUGCUCCUGCUUUGCCACAGCAAGCCGUGCCGCAAGAGCAAUCUUUGACACCACUGGCUGCGCCAGUAGCACCUCCACGAACUCGACGAAACGCCACUCGACUCGCAAUCACUGCAACGGCUGCGGAACCCAUUGCUAAUUCCACGACUUUCGAGCCCAUCGCUUCUACUUCAUCGAAUAACCGUUCGAAAAGAAGAGUCGACAUCGAUGUUAGUGACAGUAGCCGCCCCAAGCGCAUCUGUAGAAUGCCUACUCGUUUUAAUGAUUUUGCUGUUUCGGAGCACCCAUCGACUUCUGGAGACAAAUCACGAACUUCACCACGUCAAUCUCCUGUCUCAGAGCAAAUUAGAAUAUACUGUCGAAAUAAUCUCGCAAAUUUGUCGAAAUAG